AUGGGUAUAAUCAGUACAGUGAUGGGUGCGUUUGGUUUCGGGUUUGGAACAACGAUAGGGGUUGUGAUCGGCUACUUCAUGUUCAUCUAUUCCCAAUCCACUGAUGUCCAGGACCCUGAAAUUCGACCUUUGGCUGAGUUGGAGCCAGAAAGCUUGGCAAGAAUGUUCCCUGAAAUACCUUUGUGGGUGAAAAAUCCGGAUUUCGAUCGAAUUGACUGGCUUAACAAGUUCAUUGAGAAUAUGUGGCCUUAUCUGAACAAGGCCAUUUGUAAGACGGCGACCACAGUGGCAAAGCCUAUCAUUGUAGAGCAAACUCCAAAGUACAAAAUAGAAUCUGUUGAGUUUGAAAAGCUCACUUUGGGUUCACUUCCACCAACUUUCCAAGGAAUCAAAUUUUACACCACUGAUGACAAAGAACUGAUCUUGGAGUUGUCGAUUAAGUGGGCAGCUAACCCCAAUGUCCUUGUUGCAGCUAAAGCAUUUGGGCUAAGAGCAACUGUUCAGGUGGUGGAUUUGCAAGUUUUUGCCACUCCAAGGAUCACCCUGAAGCCAUUGGUCCCGUCUUUCCCCUGUUUCGCCAAUAUAGCCGUGUCCCUCAUGUCAAAGCCACAUGUUGAUUUCGGACUGAAGUUACUGGGAGUAGAUGUCAUGGCCAUUCCUGGCUUAUAUCGUUUUGUCCAGGAACUAAUAAAAGACCAGGUUGCAAAAAUGUACCUCUGGCCAAAGAGCCUGAAUGUGCAGAUAAUGGAUCCUUCUAAAGCCAUGUUGAAACCUGUCGGAAUACUUGAUGUUAAGGUUGUCAGGGCAAUUAAACUUAAGAGGAAGGAUUUCCUCGGCGGAUCAGACCCUUACGUGAAAUUAACGCUCACCGGGGACAAGCUUCCCGGAAAGAAAACGGUUGUUAAACACAGUAAUCUGAAUCCAGAAUGGAACGAGGAGUUCAAUAUGGUUGUCAAAGAUCCAGAGACCCAAGAAUUGGAACUGACUGUGUAUGACUGGGAACAGGUCGGUAAACCCGAUAAGAUAGGAAUGAAUGUGAUUCCGCUAAAAGACCUUGCACCCGAGGAGCCAAAAGUUAUGACACUUGAACUCUUAAAAUCCAUGGACCCGAAUGAGCCCCAGGCCGAGAAAUCACGUGGACAGCUCGUUGUUGAGGUUGAGUACAAACCCUUCAAAGAGGACGCAAUCCCGGACAACUUAGAUGAUCCAAAUGCAGUAGAGAAGGCACCUGAGGGAACACCAUCUGGUGGUGGCUUGCUUGUAGUUAUAGUACAUGAAGCUGAGGAUGUAGAAGGGAAGUAUCACACAAAUCCUUUCGUCCGUUUGCUGUUCAGAGGAGAGGAGAAAAAAACUAAGCGUGUAAAGAAAAACAGAGACCCGAGAUGGGAUGAAGACUUCCAGUUCACGUUAGACGAGCCUCCAACAAACGAUAAACUUCACGUGGAAGUCGUCAGCACCUCUUCUCGCAUGGGGUUGAUCCAUCCAAAGGAAACUCUUGGGUAUGUGGUGAUAAACCUUGCUGACGUUGUGAGCAACCGAAGGAUCAACGAGAAGUACCAUCUGAUAGACUCCAAGAACGGUCGGAUUCAGAUCGAGCUUCAAUGGAGAACCUCUUCUUGAUGAAGAGGUUUCUGUUUCUCUCUUUCAUCUUCCUCUCAGUUCAUAAAACACUACUUUUGUUUUUGGUAAUAAUGUUAUUCAAAAUGUAGAGGACCGAUUCUGUUCUUGAUUUUUUUUUAUUUCCAUAUUUGACCUUUGUUUCCACUACAUUAAAGUCUUUAGAUUUAAUUCUUUAUAAUAUCGAUGAUGGA
Molecule: messenger RNA, 1811 nt
Organism: Tarenaya hassleriana
Lineage: Eukaryota; Viridiplantae; Streptophyta; Magnoliopsida; Brassicales; Cleomaceae
Product: synaptotagmin-2-like
Exons: 12
Coding region: 1-1620 (539 amino acids)
Cellular component (GO): endoplasmic reticulum
Molecular function (GO): lipid binding
Source: RefSeq, a predicted model, not a curated record